Molecule: messenger RNA, 3827 nt
Organism: Balaenoptera ricei (Rice's whale)
Lineage: Eukaryota; Metazoa; Chordata; Mammalia; Artiodactyla; Balaenopteridae
Gene: ZBTB3
Product: zinc finger and BTB domain containing 3
Exons: 2
Coding region: 78-1727 (549 amino acids)
Biological process (GO): regulation of transcription by RNA polymerase II
Cellular component (GO): nucleus
Molecular function (GO): RNA polymerase II cis-regulatory region sequence-specific DNA binding; DNA-binding transcription factor activity, RNA polymerase II-specific; protein binding
Source: RefSeq, a predicted model, not a curated record
CCUGUGGCUGAUCGGCGGUGAGUGAAGAGAUCAGCUUUCUCUGCUAGUUCCCACCCUCGGACUUCUUAGCCCCUGGAAUGCGAGAGAGGCUCAGGGAGUUCCCGGAGUGGGGCGUAGAGGGAGCCACUGGUGGGGACCUUCCUAGGGUCCCUUUCCCUUCGUGGGGUGCUAUGGAGUUCCCAGAACACAGCCAGCAGCUGCUGCAGAGCCUCCGAGAGCAGCGGUCGCAGGGUUUCCUUUGUGACUGCACGGUGAUGGUGGGUAGCACCCAGUUCUUGGCCCAUCGGGCUGUGCUGGCCUCCUGCAGCCCAUUUUUCCAGCUUUUCUAUAAAGAGCGGGAACUGGACAAGAGGGAUCUGGUGUGUAUCCACAACGAGAUUGUCACAGCCCCAGCCUUUGGGCUGCUUCUGGACUUUAUGUAUGCUGGCCAGCUGGUCCUGAGGGGGGAUACCCCUGUGGAGGAUGUGCUGGCAGCUGCCAGCUACUUGCACAUGAAUGAUAUUGUCAAGGUGUGUAAGCGGCGGCUGCAAGCCCGGGCCCUGGCAGAGGCGGAUAGUACCAAGAAGGAGGAAGAAACCAACUCACAGCACCCUAAUUUGGAGUUUUUGUCCAGCACUUCCCGUGGCCCCCAACCUUCGUUGGCAUCUGCAGAGACAUCAGGCCACUGGGGCAAAGGGGAAUGGAAAAGCUCAGCAGCUCCCUCACCUACUGUCUGUCCUCCAGAUGAGCCACCGAUGCCGGCUGGGGCUGAUACUACACAGCCUGGCGUGGAGGUUGACUCACUCCAUCUGCGGGCACCUCCUCCACCAGUGGCUGAUGUCUCUCUUGCCAGCCCCAGUAGCUCCACAGAGACCAACCCUGCGAACUACUUCUCUUCGGGCCUCCCAACGGUUUCAGUGGAGCCGCUGGCUCCCCUUGAUGUGGUUUCUGAGAAUCUGAGGGUGGUGGAACCAAGGGGAACUGGAGGACCACUGCAAGGCUUCUAUCCCCCAGCUUCGGCUGCAGUCCCAGUCCCAGCCCCAGUUCCAUCGCAGGCUCCAGCCCCAGCAGAAGCGGAGCUGGUCCAGGUGAAAGUAGAAGCUAUUGUGAUUUCCGAUGAGGAGCCCGAUGCCUCGGAGGAACAGCCUCAGGGUCCUGAGGGACUGUUCCCACCUGGAGCAGCAAUGUAUGGUGAACAGCCCCCACAGCCAGAGGCCUUUGAAGAGCCAAGGGCAGCAGGACUGGAGGAGGUGGGGGCCAGUGACCACUUCCUGCCGCCAGAUCCUCACCUACCCUACCAUUUGCUGCCAGGUCCAGGGCAGUAUCAUCGAGGACUGGUGACCUCACCCCUGCCCGCUCCGCCCACCCUGCACGAGCCACUCUACCUGCCUUCUGAGUAUGAAGCAGCCCCAGGAAGCUUUGGGGUUUUUACUGAGGAUGUUCCCACUUGCAAGACAUGUGGGAAGACCUUCUCAUGUUCUUACACGCUACGGCGCCAUGCCACAGUGCACACGCGUGAGCGACCCUACGAGUGCCGCUACUGCCUGCGCAGCUACACGCAGUCAGGGGACCUGUACCGCCACAUCCGUAAGGCUCACAAUGAGGACCUGGCCAAACGCAGCAAACCGGAUCCAGAGGCUGGCCCCCUCCUGGGAGUGCAGCCCAUCCCUGGCUCCCCGACAGCAGACAGACAGAACAGCAGUGCUGGAGGGCCACCCAAAAAUUUUGUACUUGGCCCCAAAAACUAACAUCUGUGAGAGCACGCCCUGAUGCUAGGCCUGCUGUUGCCACUGUUAGGGGGCAGCACGGAAGGUGGGAAGCAUCUCAUUUCCCCUGCUGGGGACAGAAUGAAGAUUCUGCCCAGGCUGUAGGUUCCUACCCUUUUCUUUUCCCAGCCAGAUAGCAGGACUUUAUGGGGCAUCGCAUCUCAGUCAACUCCUCACCAAGGGCACCGGGAAUUUUCCCGAGGUGUAAUCGCUUCUCACUCUGCAUUUGGACCCAUAAAGCUAGCAGUGAAAAGUAUCUCUCUGAACUGGUCUUGGCUGGUUUCUUCCACAAACCUGCAUGCCUGCUGAUUCUUUCACAGCUCUCCUCCAGACCUUCUAGGAAUCUGAUACCUGUACUUGGGGUAGGGGUGGGGGUCAGGUUGUUUAUGAGGAAAAAAGUGAGAGAGGCAGAGGGCAGUGUAGACUUGACUUAGGAAAAGUGUACAAAUUAGGGAAUUUCACACAAUUAUGGUUUAUUGUUGUAGUUGAGCUCCUCCUGUGUCCUGGGAUGUACUGGGCACUUCACAUAAAUACUCAUUUAAUCCUCAACAACUUUAUGAGGUAUUAUCCCUCUCCCCGCUUUUUUCCCCACAGACAAGGAAACUUGAGACUGAACAAUCAACGUUAACUUGUUCUAGGUCACAGAGCUAGUUAAGGGGCAAGCCAGAUUUGAACCCUGGCUUAUGACUUCAGAUACCAUGCUGGUUUAAAACACUGUUGAAGAUGGUUAACUUUGAACUAGAAGUUGUUUUCUUUUUUGACCUUUUGAGUGUUUGUUUGGUUUUGUUGCCUUACCCCUUUCCCUCUGCUUUCCAUGUAGAAAGGCCUUUGAUUGACUGUUUCAACAACAGAUACCGUAUUGAUGGCUUGAAAUUUUUGCCUGCAUGUCUUAAAUGUGCAUUGAGGUCUCUGAAGAUGACAAACUGCAAGGCAGAAAACACUAAGCUCCACGGUGGUAGGCGUGUGGGGGCAGCUGGAGGACUUGUGAAAUGGAAAUGAUGGGCGCUUGGGAAAACUAAAGCAAGAAACUCUAGAUGAGACAAUCUUAGAGUUCAUCUGGUCUAACUCCCUCACUUAAAAGGUGUGAUGACAGCCUAGACAGGUCAAAUUACUCAUGUACGGUCACACAGGUAGUUACUGACAGUAGAGAUAGCAAAGAAAUGGGAAUUUGGGGUGUUGAUGUGGCAUGGGGGGAAAAAGCAUUCUAGGAAUGUAAGAGAAGGGUCUGCCCCUGCCUGUGGUGAAGAGUGGUGUCUGUAGGAUGGACCAGAGGGCUUCCCACAAACUCUCUCUCUUUGGCACAUAAGGAACUGAGUGCAAAAAAAGCAGGAAGGAGUAUUUAGAAAAAGAUGAAAAUAUGAGUGAAUGUUCUGAAUUUCUUCUCUCUCUUUGGAUUUGUCACAUUCAGCCCUGUGAACUCUCACUAGCAAGUUGUUUUUGAGUCAUAGGAAGGAGACAGAGCUGAGCAUCAAAGAUUUGGCCAAAGAAAGCUCCUUACUUGGGUUAUUAUGGGAAGCAAAAGUUGACGCUUAACAUUUCCAUGGCUGAGAGACUGAAUUCUACGCUUUUCAUUUUUCUUGUGUUGGAAUAAUCUUUUAUUUUUCAAAUGGCUAAUUUUAUUUAUGCAAAUACAUUACUGCCUUAACUCCUUGGUGAAACAAGACAAGAUAUACAUACAUACAGUAAGAGUUAUUUUAGCUGACUGGAGCACCUUUUCCUGGAGUAAGAAUCACAUCAAAACGCCUAUAAGAAUCAGUUGCCGGGCUUCCCUGGUGGCGCAGUGGUUAGGAAUCCGCCUGCCAAUGCAGGAGACACGGGUUCGUGCCCCGGUCCGGGAAGAUCCCACAUGCCGCGGAGCAACUAGGCCCGUGAGCCACAGCUACUGAGCCUGCGCCCCUGGAGCCUGUGCUCCGCAACUAGAGAGGCCGCGAUGGUGAGAGGCCCGUGCACCGCGAUGAAGAGUGGCCCCCGCUCGCCGCAACUGGAGAGAGCCCUUGCACAGAAAACGAAGACCCAACACAGCCAAAAAUAAAAAAUAAAUAAAUUAAUUAAUAAAAAAAAAAAAAAGAAUCAGUUGCCUUU